This is a messenger RNA of Gymnodraco acuticeps, 2227 nucleotides long. RefSeq names its product V-type proton ATPase catalytic subunit A. The record is from RefSeq and is a predicted model, not a curated record. Gene Ontology annotation, molecular function: proton-transporting ATPase activity, rotational mechanism; ATP binding; ATP hydrolysis activity. Gene Ontology annotation, cellular component: lysosomal membrane; proton-transporting V-type ATPase, V1 domain. Lineage: Eukaryota; Metazoa; Chordata; Actinopteri; Perciformes; Bathydraconidae. Gene Ontology annotation, biological process: ATP metabolic process; proton transmembrane transport. The coding region runs from base 177 to 2030 and encodes 617 amino acids. The transcript has 15 exons.
GCUCCACUCAGACAGCCAACCGUGUGAAAUCAGCGGAGCCACAAUGGAGAUGUUUUCUUCCAGUGACAGUCCGGUGCCUGGCAGGUGAUUACACAGUGAAGCUCCUCCUCUGGCUGCUACGUUGGAGACUAACCUGGAGAACUGCAUAUUAAGACAAGGAUAUAACCAAGAUCAAGAUGGAUACCUCAAAACUUGCUAAGAUCCAGGAUGAGGAUCGAGAGAGCGAGUUUGGAUUUGUUCAUGGGGUUUCUGGACCAGUGGUGACAGCGACAGCGAUGGCCGGAGCCGCCAUGUACGAGCUGGUCCGUGUAGGUCACAGUGAGCUGGUGGGAGAAAUCAUCCGUUUGGAGGGAGACAUGGCAACCAUCCAGGUCUACGAGGAGACUUCUGGCGUGUCUGUCGGUGACCCUGUCCUUCGGACGGGAAAGCCCCUCUCUGUAGAGCUGGGCCCAGGCAUCAUGGGCUCCAUCUUUGACGGUAUCCAACGUCCACUGAAAGACAUCAACGACCUGACUCAAAGUAUCUACAUCCCAAGAGGAGUAAACAUCGGUGCUCUUAACAGAGACCUCAAAUGGGAAUUUUCCCCCGGCCAGAGUCUUCGGGUUGGCAGUCACGUGACAGGCGGUGAUAUCUACGGCAUAGUGUAUGAGAACUCCUUGAUAAAACACAAGAUGAUGCUUCCACCUCGCAACAGAGGCACUGUCACCUACCUAGCCCCACAGGGAAACUACGACAUUUCUGAUGUGGUUCUUGAACUGGAAUUUGAAGGCAUAAAGGAGAAGUUCACCAUGAUGCAGGUGUGGCCUGUUCGACAAAUCCGCCCAGUCACAGAGAAGCUACCUGCUAAUCAUCCGCUGCUGACCGGGCAGAGGGUUCUGGACGCACUUUUCCCUUGUGUGCAGGGUGGAACCACUGCUAUCCCAGGAGCCUUUGGGUGUGGAAAGACGGUGAUCUCGCAGUCAUUGUCCAAGUACUCCAACAGUGACGUCAUUGUGUACGUUGGCUGCGGAGAGCGUGGAAAUGAGAUGUCUGAAGUGCUGCGCGAUUUCCCAGAGCUUACUAUGGAGGUCGAUGGCAAGACUGAGAGCAUCAUGAAGAGAACAGCACUGGUUGCUAAUACAUCCAACAUGCCUGUGGCCGCCAGAGAGGCCUCCAUUUACACAGGGAUCACACUGUCCGAAUACUUCAGAGAUAUGGGUUACCAUGUGAGCAUGAUGGCCGACUCCACGUCCCGAUGGGCCGAAGCUCUGAGAGAAAUCUCUGGAAGAUUAGCUGAAAUGCCUGCUGACAGCGGGUAUCCUGCUUACCUGGGCGCCAGACUCGCCUCCUUCUAUGAGCGCGCCGGACGUGUGAAGUGCCUGGGAAAUCCAGAGAGGGAAGGCAGCGUUAGCAUCGUAGGAGCUGUGUCCCCCCCUGGUGGAGAUUUCUCUGACCCUGUCACUUCAGCCACAUUGGGCAUUGUUCAGGUGUUCUGGGGAUUGGACAAGAAGCUGGCUCAGAGGAAACACUUCCCCUCUGUGAACUGGCUGAUUAGCUACAGCAAAUACACACGCGCUCUUGAUGAAUAUUACGACAAACAUUUCCCCGAGUUUGUUCCUCUCCGUACAAAAGCCAAGGAGAUCCUACAGGAGGAAGAAGACCUGGCUGAAAUCGUGCAGCUUGUGGGCAAGGCUUCUCUUGCUGAGACCGAUAAGAUCACUCUAGAAGUUGCAAAGCUCAUUAAGGACGACUUCCUGCAGCAGAACGGUUACACCCCGUACGACAGGUUCUGCCCCUUCUACAAAACUGUGGGCAUCCUCUCCAACAUGAUUGCUUUCUACGACAUGGCCCGGCACGCCGUGGAGACCACAGCUCAGAGCGAAAACAAAAUCACCUGGUCCAUGAUCCGGGAGCACAUGGGAGAGAUCCUGUACAAAAUCAGCUCCAUGAAGUUCAAGGACCCUGUGAAGGAUGGUGAACCUAAGAUCAAAGCGGAGUUCGCCCAGCUUUUGGAAGACAUGCAGAACGCCUUCAGGACCCUGGAGGAAUGAGUUUCCUACCUCUCAGUACAUCUCCCAAAGUGCAGUGAAACAUUGUUUGGCCCGUGUUCUUAACGUCUGCCUCAGUCAUGUGAACUAUUUAAUUCCUCUGUGUUUACAUCCCCUUGUACAUUCCUGCACACGUUUCCAUUUCAUUUAGUUGAUUUUGGACUCUUCUUUUCUCAUGAACACGAUACUGGAAAAUGCAA